AGGCCUGACCGCAACAGGCAGAGGGAGCAACAACGCGGGUCCAUCAGGCAGACGCCUCGGCUUCCUCCCCUGCCCCCCAGCUUUGGCCCUCAGUGGAGGGGUAUGCACCCCUGGGGCAAAGUCCUGAGAUCCGGACGGGGGCCCGAGGGGCGGGGCGUCGACUUUGGGGACAUUUCCGGGCGAAAGGGCUGCUCUCAAGGUGGAUUAUUCCAACUCGCCCGGGGGCGGGAAGCGGGGGUCCCACCCCAGCCGCAAGUAUGCGCACACCACAAACGACGAUGAAGAUGACCAGGAGUCGCAGUCCUCGGGGACCCCCGCCAACUGCUUCGGCUUCGUCGCCUACUCAGUGAAAUCCGGAGAGAAAUCGCGAUUCAAGUUCAGGACUUUAAACCCCCAUCCUGAGUACUGCGGCACGUUGUGGCCCGAAGAUCGCUCCCUAACCCCGUCACCAUCUCCAUCUUCAUCUCCUUCGCCCAGAAAACUCCGCUGUGUGGACCAGCGAGAGCCGGGGAAGCAGGAGAAGCACCACGAACACCACUCCAAACGGAGAAGGGCCAGAGAGGGCCCCGCCAACGGUGCGCUCGACCUGCUGUGGCUGGGAACACCUUCCACCAUGGCCACUUCAGCGAGCGCCCAGUUAAACAAAGGCAUCAAGCAGGUGUAUAUGUCCCUGCCUCAGGGUGAGAAGGUCCAAGCUAUGUACAUCUGGAUCGAUGGUACUGGAGAAGGCCUGCGCUGCAAGACCCGGACCCUGGACAGUGAGCCCAAGUGUAUAGAAGAAUUGCCCGAGUGGAAUUUUGAUGGCUCUAGUACUUUCCAGUCUGAAGGUUCCAACAGUGACAUGUAUCUUGUUCCUGCUGCCAUGUUUCGGGACCCUUUCCGCAAGGACCCCAACAAACUGGUGUUUUGUGAAGUCUUCAAGUACAACCGGAAGCCAGCAGAGACCAAUUUAAGGCACACCUGUAAACGGAUAAUGGACAUGGUGAGCAACCAGCACCCCUGGUUUGGAAUGGAGCAGGAAUAUACUCUUAUGGGCACAGAUGGGCACCCAUUUGGUUGGCCUUCCAACGGCUUCCCUGGGCCACAAGGUCCCUACUACUGCGGUGUGGGCUCGGACAGAGCCUACGGCAGGGAUAUUGUCGAGGCUCACUACCGGGCUUGCUUAUAUGCUGGCAUCAAGAUUGGGGGUACAAAUGCUGAGGUCAUGCCAUCCCAGUGGGAGUUCCAGAUAGGGCCCUGUGAAGGUAUCGAAAUGGGAGAUCAUCUCUGGGUGGCCCGUUUCAUCUUACAUCGUGUAUGUGAAGAUUUCGGGGUGAUCGCAACCUUUGACCCUAAGCCCAUUCCCGGGAACUGGAAUGGUGCCGGCUGCCACACCAACUUCAGCACCAAGGCCAUGCGGGAGGAGAACGGCUUGAAGUUCAUCGAGGAGGCCAUCGACAGACUGAGCAAGCGGCACCAGUACCACAUCCGAGCCUACGACCCCAAGGGGGGCCUGGACAACGCCCGGCGGCUGACUGGAUUCCACGAAACCUCCAACAUCCACGACUUUUCUGCCGGUGUGGCCAACCGAGGCGCCAGCAUCCGCAUCCCCCGGACUGUCGGCCAAGAGAAGAAGGGCUACUUUGAAGACCGUCGCCCCUCUGCCAACUGUGACCCCUUCUCGGUGACAGAAGCCCUCAUCCGUACGUGUCUCCUCAACGAAACUGGCGACGAGCCCUUCCAAUACAAAAACUAAGUGGACUAGAUAUGCAGCCGUGAAAGCCCUCUAAUUCUGCACCUCCUCCCUCUGCCACCCCUCUCUGAAUUGUCCUAAUAGCUGUAACUCAAAGGGUGGAAUAUCAAGGUGGUCUUUUCAUUCC
Molecule: messenger RNA, 1859 nt
Organism: Talpa occidentalis (Iberian mole)
Lineage: Eukaryota; Metazoa; Chordata; Mammalia; Eulipotyphla; Talpidae
Gene: GLUL
Product: glutamate-ammonia ligase
Exons: 7
Coding region: 614-1735 (373 amino acids)
Cellular component (GO): cytoplasm
Molecular function (GO): glutamine synthetase activity
Source: RefSeq, a predicted model, not a curated record